UCAGAUCCCAGUCUCGUCUGGACGGGGCACAUCACCGCUCUGCUCUCUACUUCUGCCACAGACAUUGGAUUUUUUUUAUUCUGAGCUUCAAAUAGGACAGCAUACUUUUAACCCCCAUAUAACUCUUGGACAAAUAGCAUUGUGUACUUUUGGAGGAUUUCUUUUUUUUUUCUUCUUCUUCUUUUUUUUAUGGUAUCACUUACUGUCUGACCAUGUAAUAAGUGUUGGCUAGUUCAGAUGCAUUGGGUAUUGGUGGUGUGAUCAAACUGUUUUAUUGUUUUAUUGCUGGAUAUAUAUCUGUAUGAGUCAUUUGUCAGAGAUGCUGGUGUCCAGGGAUAAUUGCGCUCUCAUGAUGCGGGAUCGGAAGGAAUGCGAUGCGCGCUCCCGAGAGAAGGCGGCGACGGACGCGGAUAUGGAGCGGGUUCAAACCCGGGAGCGUCUGGACGCGACUGUCGCGGGUCUGGCUGAACUGGAGUAUCUGAGACAGAGACAAGAACUGCUGGUCAGGAGUGUGUUAAACUAUCAGGACACUGCAAGAGAGGACAAACACUGCGUUAUCGUGGAGGACAGUUAUCUGAACAGCGAGGAAAAACUUUUGGAGGAGAAUAUUUUAUUACUGAGAAAACAACUGAACUGCCUUAGAAGACAUGAUGCUGGUUUGAUUAGCCAGCUUCAGGAAUUAGACAGACAGAUCUGUGACCUGCGGUUGGACACGGAGACCUCGCAUGAACAUGUGGAAACGGACAGUCGCCCAAGCUCAGGCUUUUACGAGCUAAGUGAUGGUGCUUCAGGCUCCCUCUCCAAUUCCUCUAACUCCGUAUUCAGUGAAUGUUUGUCCAGUUGUCGUUCCACCACCUGCCUGUGCACACCCCUCGACACCUCACUCUGUGUAUCUGAGGGAAGACUAAAGUCUGCAGACGAGCUGGGCAUUUGUGGCGAGUGUGAUUGCCAGUGCGAGGAAUCAAGUUCCGAAACAGUCCGCAGGUCUCUUUCUGCAUUGUACUCCCCUUCCCUAGAUGGCUCCUGCGAUGGCUUGUCCAAGUUCCACUGUGAGCUCAUCGCCAAAAAUGGUAGUGAUGUUUACAGGUACCCUAGCCCUCUCCAUGCGGUUGCUGUCAAGGGCCCCAUCUUCUUCCAAUCUGUGACUCGUCGCCUAAAGGAUGAUAGUAGCUUUUCCAAGCCUGGUGAAGCAUCGAGUGAUGAGCAUAAACCUGAGCAGUCCAUGAGUUCUCAGAAUUCAUCCUGGCAUGACUCUCAAACUCCCCUAAACAAAAGACUAGAUGGUUAUAUCUUUGGGCUGCUUCAGAGGAGGGCACAGCCCUUGAGGACCAACAAACCCAGAACAAGCAUCAACACCGACCCCUCUAAGAGCAUUUUAAGGCAGGCUAGUCUUUGCUCACGGGCUCCUGCUUCUGUCCAGGCCCAGCAGUGGACCUCUGAACUCAAGUCAAACUGGCAGACAUGUUUACAAGAUGCACUGGCAAAUAGCACAGAGCCAAGAACAGCUUCACCCCAAAGACAGUGGUCUGCUGAGUCCAAGGGAGGAACCCUACAAAAUGGAGCAUCUUGUGGUCCAAGUCAACCACAGAAUGGUUGCUCAACCACCAAUGAUAAUGGCACAAAUUAUCUUUUGAAGAAGAAAGGUUCUAGAGCAAGGAAAGGCGAGCCAUUAAGUGUUAUAUCGAAGGACUGCCAGGAUUUAGGCUACCCAGAUGCAGUUUCCUCCCCUAAGCUCAACAAGCAUUCUUAUUACAUUGUGGAGGACAGUAAAUCAGGCCAGACAAUAAAAGCAAGCCCUCUUAAGUGGAGUCCCAGUGCUCAGACCCCAGCAGGCUGUGGUAAAGAAGCAGAGCGAGUCGCUCCAGAAUCGCUCAGCCUGGGUUCUUCCUCACAAAGCCAAGAUGAAGGAGGACAACUGGUCAGCACCCAGUACAUCUCUGCUCAGAAACAGCAUGUAAAUCUCCGGAAAGGAGGCACCAAGAACAUCAAAAUUGUAAAAGUUAAAAAUACCACCAAUGCCAAAGGUAGAUCUCAUGUUUCUGAGCAUGUUCCUGAGACUGGCCAUGAAAAGCAUCGGACAGGUUCUAGGAGGUCUCGACAAGUAGAUGAUCACUUGCACAAAUCCUCCAAGAAGGCUGUGUCAAAAGCCAAGAGAAUCCCUGCCUCCAUCCCUGAAGGACGAAUCCUUGAGAAGCACACCAGCUCAACAGGUCGAUCAUCUGCUCAGAGACACCACGGACAUCACCGGCAUCACGAGGCAGUUCUGGCCAAACCCAAGUACAAACGCAAUGACUACCACCGGCGGCACAGGGGUCUCCAUGAGAUCCCAUAUGAGGAGGCUUUCAGGAGAGCUCACCGCAGGCAGAAAAGAGAAAUGCUGGGCCACGUUUCAGCUAUGUACCUUCCUUCAAACGCACAAUACACCAGUCCCUAUGCCUACGUUGGUAGUGACUCUGAAUACUCAGCGGAGUGCACCUCUCUCUUCCAUUCUACCAUUUUGGACACAAGCGAGGAUGAACACAGUAACUAUACCACCAACUGUUUUGGGGACAGUGAAUCGAGCGCUAGUGAGGCAGAAUAUGCAGCUGAGAGCAGCACUAGCAGUGACUCUGAAAGCAGUGGAGUGGUCAAUUGGCCCCAGUUAAACCAGAGAGGUGCUGGAUCCCAAGGAAUGACAUCAUCACAGGCAAAAGCUUUCGUCAAAAUCAAGGCUUCACAAAACUUGAAGAAGAAGAUCCUGCGUUUCCGAUCAGGCUCGUUAAAACUCAUGACCACAGUGUGAGAGACUUGUAGGAUAGAGCCAAUAAAAUUGGCUGUCCUUUAUACAAUCAAGUGCCUUGACAGAAUUCAGCUGCUUGGCCUAAAACUCCCUGUCACACACUCUCGGUCAGAGAUAUACUACUUUGCCUGCACUUUCACACAGAAGCAAAUGCUUUGAAUCCUGAUAAAGCAUCUAACUACCCCCUUGUUGUUAUUGUCAGUAGCCUUUUUUACUUUUUGUUUUGUAUUUAUUUUAAAUUUAGAUUUUGCUGCAGUGCAUCUACAGUAUAUUGCAAGUACUGUGUAAAUGCAAUUCAUACAUGGUUGACUUUUCUAAAUGAGAUAUUUAUAACUUAAUAUAUUUGGAUUGUCAUACAUGGAAAAAGAAUAGGAUGUAUGACUCGGCUGAAGCAGUUUAUUGCAGAUGCUGUUUGUUUGAGAAUUGUUCCAUGUUUCCAGGGUCACCUGCUGAUCAUCAAGGGCUUUUGUUAUGCACAUUUAAUAUGCAUGAGCAACAGCUUCACCAUUUUCCUUAUUAGCUGUAAACUACACUUUUUGUAAAACAAAUGUUAAUGUAUGUUGAUUUAUUGUGUAUUUUUAUUCUUUAUUAAAUUUGUUGUUAAAAUCAUGUUUAUUUUAUGAUACUCUGUGGUUUUCUUGAAUUUUGACAUACUUUUGAGCAUAAGAAACCA
This is a messenger RNA of Xyrauchen texanus (razorback sucker), 3452 nucleotides long. RefSeq names its product dapper homolog 1-like. Bases 302 to 2782 code for a protein of 826 amino acids. Lineage: Eukaryota; Metazoa; Chordata; Actinopteri; Cypriniformes; Catostomidae. The transcript has 4 exons. Gene Ontology annotation, cellular component: cytoplasm. Gene Ontology annotation, biological process: regulation of Wnt signaling pathway, planar cell polarity pathway; negative regulation of canonical Wnt signaling pathway; negative regulation of JNK cascade. The record is from RefSeq and is a predicted model, not a curated record.